GUUUGAAGUAAAUUUAGGGAGGAGGGAGUAUGAGGUAGAAAAGUUUUGGACGUGUGAUGGGAUGGCAAAGAAGCAGCCUUGUUGCCAUCAAGCAGGCCUUCUCAAGACACCGGAGGUGGCGUGGUGAUGCACUAUGCUUCACAGCGGGGGAUCGUAGCCCGGGUCUGCCACUGCCGGGGAUGGUGGAGAGGCCACAACAACCAAUUGGGUUUCCCACGGCCAUAGCAGGAUUUUGGUUUAAUUGCCGAAAAGGUGAAACCUUGUCCAAUUUUGUCUUUAAGAGGUGGGGUUGUCCAUGUGGCCCCAAAGGGUAUGCAUCUAUGGCUGCUGCGAAGCAGGUGCCUAGUUCUUCACACGAGGCUGACGGAGAAGAACGUGAUGGGGAUGAAGAUAUUGCAAACGAGCCGAAGAAGAAGACCAAUGUUGUUCCGGAGCACCUGGAAACGCUCUUCGCAGGUUGGGUUGAGCCUCUGCGGGUGGCCAUAGCCAAGGAGCAAGAGCUGUGCCUGCAGGGCGAGAAGAAGGCCUCAUAUGCCAGGUAUCUGGUCCAGUUGGAUGCCAAAACUAUUGCAGAGAUUACGCUCCGUGAGUUGAAGGUUGGGGUGAUUGUGGCACGUAGAUCAGUGCACCUUUAUUCCCUUGCUACCUCUAUCGGAUUUAACAUAGAGAUGGAGGCAAGGAUACAGAGUUUUCUCGAAAAAACCAAAGCCAAGCUUAGGAAAAAACGAGAAAGGAUGGAUGGCAGAUGUGAUGAAGCUGAAGAGGAGCUGAAGAAAUUGGAGAAAGAAGUUGUUAAAAUGUGGAAGGGAGGAGAGUAUGAGCCCUUGAGGGUCGUGAUUAAGGGACGAGACUGGGGUUUCCCUAUGUAUGAGAAGAUUGGAAGGCGUGUGUUGCAAUUGCUUACAGAAGCAGCAUAUGUACAGCCUCCUCCCGACCUGCUUUUGCACUCGACAUUAAGUCAUUGCGCUACCCAUAUAAUAACUUUGUAGAGUUUGACAGUCUCUUAGCACAAUAGAGGGAAACGUUGAACUUCAACUAGGUGGACCAGUGACCCUCUUCUAUCAACUAGCAACUGACAAAUGGCUUAUGGGAAACGACUGUCGUGUCCAGUGACGGAAUCAGAACAAUUUUUGAGCCGGUGCUGAAAUAUUAAAAAAAAAUGUGCGUGAGAAAGUAUACCCUCCAACUUCAUUUUGAAGAAAUAAAAUACAUAAUUUUUAUACUAUAAGAGACUAGAAAGUUCAGCCAAAAAAAUACAUAAUUUUUAAAUUUGUAACAUAUACUAGUAUAUACCAUUUGACUUUAUAGAAAACGUAUAUAUCCUUUAACCAUUUAGAAAAAAUUGUACUACCUCCGUCUCAUUAAUAAAG
Messenger RNA from Cuscuta europaea, 1370 nucleotides. The record is from the annotation of a GenBank genome assembly. Lineage: Eukaryota; Viridiplantae; Streptophyta; Magnoliopsida; Solanales; Convolvulaceae.